AUAAAUCUGAAUAAUGAAUUAAAGAAGUAUAUUAUAAUCUAAUUAUUAAGUUGCUUUUGUUAUUUAACAGCUUGAAGAUGAGUUCUUGGAUACCUCCUGAAUUUGCAUCAAUGCCACCUCCAAAACGAAAGAAAUUAAAUAAUACUCCAAGAGCAAAUAAGUCCAUCAGUAAAAAAAAUACUACUAUAACUACAGUAAAAGAUUGUGAAAAUUGGAUAGAGAAUUUUGAUCCUGAAAUAAUAUCAGAAUUAGCAGUUCACUCAAGAAAAGUUCAGGAUGUUAAAGAUUGGAUAACGAAUGCAAUAAAUAGUCCCAAAAAAUGUCGUAUUCUCCUUCUAACCGGUCCCUCUGGAGCAGGGAAAACAGCUACUAUUAAAGUAAUAUGCAAAGAAUUGGGACUAACAUUAAAUGAAUGGAUUAGUCCAAUGGAUGUUGUACAAUUUGAACAAGAUUCCUAUAAUUAUGGUUUUAAAAGCAAUGAUAAGCAGUGUGAUAUAUUCAUAGAUUUUAUUUUAAAGGCUUCUAGAUAUAAUUCUAUUUUUGAUGAAAAUUGUAAAGGCAGAUUAGUAUUAGUUGAAGAUUUUCCUAACUAUCUUGUCAGGGAUCCUGGUUCUAUAGCGACAGUUCUUGGAAAAUUUACAGAACGUGGGAAGUCACCUUUAGUUUUUAUAUGUACCGAUACAGCAGGAAAAUCAAUAAAUAUUAGUAAAAAUUUAUUCACGGAUUCAAUUUGUCAACAAUUUCAAAUUGAUCAUAUAAGUUUUAAUCCUGUAUCAAACACUGGUAUAAAAAGUGCUUUAGUUCGUGCUUUGACCAUAAUGCCACUUCUCACAAAAUGUAAUAUAAAAUAUGUCACACCAAAUUCUGAAACUAUGGAGGCCAUUAUUCAAUCUGCAGCAGGUGAUAUUCGCAGUGCUCUAAAUAAUUUACUAUUCUCAUCAAUGAAAGAUUAUGCAGGUAAAGUUGUAGAAUUAGAACCAGUAUUUGAACAGCUACCUUGGACUUUGCAAACACCCCGGGGGUCAAAAAAGUCAAGACCGGGAAAGCAAAAAAGUACAAAGCUCAAAAAUUAUGGCAGAGAUGAAACUUUGACCUUAUUACAUGGUGUCGGUCGAGUCCUUAAUCCAAAAAGGGUUAUGUGUGAUACUAGAUAUACAUUCACUCAUCCUAUUGAAGAAACAUCAAAUAGUUUUAUGUCUAUGCAUAAAGUUUUCCUAAAUUUUCUUCAUCGCAAUUACCUCACCCAUUUUCAAUGCAUUGAAGAUAUAACACCUGCUGCUGAAUAUUUAAGUCUAGCAGAUGUUUUAUGUGUUGAUUAUUUGGAAUCAGAUACAUCAGCAUAUGCUCUGUGGAUGUCCAUAGGUGCAUUACAAGUUUUUAACUUGGAGCCUGUUAAAACUUGGGCACCUGUAAAAGCACCAGUCAAAGUAGAAUUAAAUUUUCCAAGCUGUGAUGAAUUAAAUUUGGAUAUAAAUCAUGCAGCAAGAAAAAAAGUUUUAGCUAUGGAUUAUAAGACUUACUGCAGGAUAAUAAAGUCAAAACAUGAAGAGUCAGUAAAUGAAAUUUCUGAAGAUGAAGAUGUAAUGAUUGAAGAAUUUUCUGAUUCAGAUCAAAAUUGAUAUUAAUGAAAUUAUCAUUUAUUUACCAUAAAAUUAGGUAAAUUUCAGAG
Messenger RNA from Ctenocephalides felis (cat flea), 1669 nucleotides. RefSeq names its product cell cycle checkpoint protein RAD17 (gene Rad17). The transcript has 10 exons. NCBI's taxonomy places the organism in Eukaryota, Metazoa, Arthropoda, Insecta, Siphonaptera, Pulicidae. The record is from RefSeq and is a predicted model, not a curated record. Gene Ontology annotation, molecular function: chromatin binding. Bases 78 to 1619 code for a protein of 513 amino acids. Gene Ontology annotation, biological process: DNA repair; DNA damage checkpoint signaling; mitotic DNA replication checkpoint signaling.